Molecule: messenger RNA, 2151 nt
Organism: Prorocentrum cordatum
Lineage: Eukaryota; Dinophyceae; Prorocentrales; Prorocentraceae
Source: the annotation of a GenBank genome assembly
AUGCAGCCGGUCCUGGACCGCGGGCGGGCGGCGGCGCGGCACCAGCGCCAUGGCGCCCGCGAGGCCAUGCCAGGUGACGGCCGCGACGCCACCGCCAUGAAUCACGAAAAAGCAGCGGGCCCCACCGUGGCGCAUAGGAUUGACCCCAUGUGCCCCGCCACGCCGCCCGGCCAUUGGGACAAUCAGCGCGGCGACCGGCAAGGGGUCGAAGACGACUACGGCCCAUGCAUGAUCCCGCCUUUCGUCUCCGAACUGAUGCAUUCGGACGAAAGCAACGAGAACUUCAGGUUGGAGUUGCGGAAGGGCGUGGCCGAGGCAGGCGCCCCCGGCAACGACAUCCGCAUGCCGCGGUACGUCAUGGAGGCGGUGGCUACGUUAGGCGACGCCCCCGCCGCGCAGCGAGGCUGCCUCGAACGCCUGCCGCCCUCGCGCGCGCCCGCGCGGCAGGCCGCGGGCGUGCCCCGGGCCGCGCUCGCCGAGGCCGAGGAGCUCACGCCCGAGGCGAUGGCCAAGCUAAAGGCGGAGCUGUCGACGCAGAACCACGGGCUUGACAACCUAGAGGUCCUCGGCUGCUACCACUACGGCUACAGAUACCACCCGGCCAUGGAGGUGCCCGGCCACACGCAGCCAUUCCACAUGAGAACCCCGAUGCACUGCCAGGCGUGGUGCAGGGCGACCCCGGGCUGCGACAACUUCGCGUUCUGGCUGGACAAUCACGAGUGUUGGCUCGGCGGCAAGGACGCGGUGCUUGUCAUGGCCAAGUCCUUCGGCGCCCUGGCCGGCCCGGCCACCUGCCCCACGGAGGACCCGCCGGAGUCCUGCACCGAGAUCCCGAGCCUGCUCUUGUGCGGCGUGCCCAGCGUGCCCGCCAAUUCCGGCUUGCCCAGGAGCGCCGUCGCCGGUCUGCCCGGCGGAACCGCCUGGGACGGCCGAGGGCCCGCCGCUGGCUGGGCUGGGGCCGCUCUGGGGCACGGGCCGAGCAGCACCAUGGCGGCUCAUCAGCUACCCCCAUGGGCGUGGGUGCAGUACGCCGGCGCGCCGCUCUGGCAUCAGCGGAGAGUGCUGGGUCGCUUGAGGCCAUUGGCGACUCGACCGACUGAGCCUUUCCGCCUGCUGAUCGCGACGGCCCAGCGUGAUGUCUAUGACGAGUUGUACGACGGCUCCAGCGUGGACAUCCAGGGCGUCAGAUUCGCUGCUACGCGUACGGUCCCGCCUGGCCUGGAUCGCGCCCAGACCCACCGCUUUCGGCGUGAGCCGACGGCGGCCGAGAUGGUGGCCUUCAACGUCGCGGCUGAGCAGGUGUGCCAGGACAUCCUCGCCGCCGAGGCUGCGGCGGCCGCAGCGGCCCCCCUUGGCGCUGCUGCCGCGGCCGUGCCAGACAAGUGGGUCACGAUCGAGAGCACGUCCUUCAACGUUCGCGGCGUCGUGGACCAGCUUCCAGUGAAUGCUCAGAUCUCCGGGGACUUGGCAGUCUUCACUCCUCCUAGUCAUGGUGCCGUCGCCGCGCGCAACAUCCGUGAUCUUGAUGAGGGGGUCUUCAAGGCCUUCGAAGCUGUGAAUGAUCCCCGCGCCCUGCUCCAGGCUCAUCAUGCUGACCCUCGUCCUCGUCGGGGUUAUGCUGAGGCGGUCCGUGACAUGGCCGAAUGUGUGGUGAGCAACUGGACGGUGCCUGGUCCGAGGACCGUCCUCUGGUGCGCCCAGUGGUUGGAACGCCGAUCCAGUACGCCUCUUUCGCACCACCGCUGGUUCACCUCGACGUUCAACCUGAAGGCUGACCAGUGUGGCAUCGAGGCCCACGGGACGGCGCUCAGGGCCCUCGAGGAGCUUCUGUGCUUCGACGGGGCCGACCCGUCCAACUUGGCCAGGGUUGAGUUCAUCAUGAGGAAGGCCCAGCUCACGGAGUACGUCUACUGGAUGGACUCUCUCGGAACAUCGGAGAAGAACAAGAAUGCUGGUAAGCCCUCGGUCUCUUUCAGCGGCCUCAUGGAUGAGUCGGCGAUCUUCUCGGGCCUCAACAAGGACACAGGCGCUGCUAUGGUGUGCCCAUCCCUUCUGGAUCACGUCGCCGCCGAGGUUCAGAAGGACGCAGCGAUCUCGAAACAGGUGAGGAAGGCCACGGAGGGGCGGGCAGCGCUCCUCAAGAAGCAAUGA